This is a messenger RNA of Cavia porcellus (domestic guinea pig), 2856 nucleotides long. RefSeq names its product unconventional SNARE in the ER 1 (gene Use1). The record is from RefSeq and is a predicted model, not a curated record. Gene Ontology annotation, cellular component: endoplasmic reticulum; SNARE complex. Lineage: Eukaryota; Metazoa; Chordata; Mammalia; Rodentia; Caviidae. Gene Ontology annotation, molecular function: SNAP receptor activity. Gene Ontology annotation, biological process: retrograde vesicle-mediated transport, Golgi to endoplasmic reticulum. The transcript has 8 exons. Bases 1033 to 1869 code for a protein of 278 amino acids.
CCCUGUCUCAAAAAGCAAAAAAAAACAUGAGGAUAGAGCUCAGUACAGGCCCUGGUUUCAAGCCUCAGUAGUCCCCCAGAAAGUGAAUGCAUUUUGUGUGUUCAGACUUGUGUACCAUCUCUAUCACACCUCAUCAUAUAUGUAUACAUUCCAAAGCGGAAGCCACUUGUGACCCCACACAUUUUAGAAACACACUCAAAAACUGUUUUGUGCAAGGGCCAGCCUUGCUGUGGAGAGAGGGGCUGCUUCCUGUCCUGGGAGGACUAUGAGCCACCACCCUACAGAUGGCCAUCAGCACCUCUAUAGGUGUGGGAACUGGUUUGGGGAGGUCUAAGGAUGGGCUGCUUGUCUGGGAAGGGGUGUGCUGGGGUCCUCAGUCUGCAGGGCCUGCUCUGAAGGACCUUUAUGGAUCCUGAGUUUAGGCUUUUCUGGUGUGGGACACUGGGGCACCCAGGUGGCCCUAAGGGUGAGGAGUCAGCAGCAGCAGGUCAGCUUCUGUAGACCCUAAGGCACCCUGGCUUCCUGAAGACCCAGGUAGGCUGGGGUGGGUUGCUUUUCAUGGGGUUCCCGGCAUUUGAGAACGACCAGCCCCCACCUCUCUCCCAAGACGAGGCUGUGACCCAUGGGACACACGUUGUCACACUGCCCACUUCCCAAAAAGGCCCAGAAAGCUAAACUAGGCCAGGUUGAGGGUGGCGACAAAGCUGGGUCCUAUAAGGUUAUGCAAACCAUCCAUGAAGCAGUGUGAGCCUCUGUGACCCAUACAGUACAAGUGGAGGCCUGGGACAGCUUAGAUGAGGAAUACACUGGAGAAGAAUCCAGACACUCUGAACAUGCGGAAUGGAAUAACUAGAAGAAAGGACCUGGUUCUUUCCCAAGAUUCCCAGAGGGCUUAAGGUCGUUUCAAAGAAUUGCAUUUUGGCCCUGAAUAAACAUGGCCAGAAUGGUGCCUAAGACAAGAUACUACUUCCGCCGCAAAAAUGAGCCAGCCAACCAGAGAGAAAUGAACACGCCCGCCCAGAGGGUACCCAGAUGAAGCCACUUCCGCCCCUUCCCAAAAUGGCGCCAGCGGAAGGAGCAGGCUAUCAGUCGCUGACGAUGGCUGCGUCCAGGCUGGAGCUAAAUCUGGUAAGGCUGCUGUGCCGCUGCGAAGCAAUGGCUGCGGAGAAGCGGGACCCAGAAGAGUGGCGGCUGGAGAAGUAUGUGGGAGCUCUGGAAGACAUGCUGCAGGCGCUGAGGGUACAGGCCAGCCGGCCAGCUGCCGAGGUGCUGCACGAGUACGCGCGCAAGGUGGACUUCUUGCGGGGCCUGCUGCAGGCUGAGAAGUUGGCCUCCUCUUCUGAGAAGGCGCUGGCCAACCAGUUCCUAGCACCUGGCCGUGUGCCCACCACAGCCCGCGAGCGUGUGCCCACCACCAGGACUGUACACCUACAGACGCGCGCACGCUAUGCUGGCGAGAUGCGACAGGAGCUACUGGGCACGGACUCUGCCAGAGAGCAGGAGCCUGAGGUGAGGAAGCGAAGACCCAGGCCCACAGAUGAGAAGCAGUCAGCGGCCGAGCUGGACCUCGUCCUACAGCGACAGCAGGACCUGCAGGAGAAGCUGGCUGAGGAGAUGCUGAGCUUGGCUCGGAGCCUCAAGACCAACACACUGGCUGCCCAGAGUGUUAUCAAGAAGGACAACCAGACCCUGUCGCACUCACUCAAGAUGGCUGACCAGAACCUGGAGAAACUGAAGACAGAGUCAGAGCGGCUAGAGCAGCACGCGCAGAAGUCAGUCAAUUGGCUGCUGUGGGCAAUGCUCAUCGUGGUCUGUUUCAUCUUCAUCAGUAUGAUCCUCUUCAUUCGCAUCGUGCCCAAGCUCAAGUAGUGGGCGCUCCAGAGCCUGGGCACCAGGCUGCACACAGGGCUGCCCGCAGCGGGCACCAGGGGGAGCCAGACAUGCAGAGGGCUCCAGGGGGAGCGGACCCAGAGGGAGGCUGAGUCAGGAGGAUCCCUGGAGACCAGGAGUUCAAGGCCACCCUGGGCAGCACAAUAAGACUCCAACUCAAAAGCAUAAAAUCAGAAAGCAAAAUAAAAAAACGUCCUCGGGCUGUGAAAUCUAUUGGAGGAUUCCAGGUGUCAUGGUAACCGAAAGACUCAUUUCAUGGAGACCUGCAGAGCCCCCAAAGCACAAGAGAGAAAACAAAGGCCUGCGGGGUACACACAGGAAAAUAGCAAAAAUGGUUUCAAUCGUCACUCACGGGCUGAGGCAAAAUUUUAAACUGAAAACAACCUCUGUUGUCCCAGCACCUAGGGAAGCCCAGGCAGAAGGAUCGUAAGUGCCAGCCCAGGCUAGACGACUCAGUGAGAUCCCAUCCCAAAAUACAAAGGCCUGGGGGUCCAUCCCAGAACUAGAGGGGGAAAAAAAAACAUUGUUUCUUUUAUUUUGAUACCGAAAAUCGAUCUCAUCUUUGCUGGCAGGCUCCGUGCCACUGAGCUACAUCCCCAGUCUGAGGUGCACUUGGGGGACGACUCGGAGACGCGCCUGGGCCUGGCGUCCUGCAGGGUGUGCCAGGUGGCCUGGAGCUGUCACUGCCAGGGCCUCUGCUCGGCAGGUGGCGAUAGCGACCUUUGCUGUGUCCUGUGCAGUUCCUCUAUUGUUUGUGUGCGUCACUGGGGCUUGAACCCAAGAUCUGUGUACCGAACUGCAUUAUCGGCCCUUUUCAUUGUGUGAGAGGGUCUCACAAGGUUCCCCAGGCUGGGCUCGAACUUUUGAUCCUGCUUCAGCCUCCCAGAGUGCUGGGAUUUAUGGCUGUGCGCUACCAAUCCGAGCUUUAAGGAAAUAUUUUUAAAAUAUAAUUACUGAACAACUAAA